This is a messenger RNA of Aspergillus japonicus CBS 114.51, 1152 nucleotides long. RefSeq lists its product as uncharacterized. Bases 1 to 1152 code for a protein of 383 amino acids. The record is from RefSeq and is a predicted model, not a curated record. Lineage: Eukaryota; Fungi; Ascomycota; Eurotiomycetes; Eurotiales; Aspergillaceae. The transcript has a single exon.
AUGGAUUACAGCGGGCUGGUAGUCUCUGGCUUCCAGGCCCAAAAGAUCCGAUACACCGUCUUCGGAGCGCCGGUCCUCGAGCUCUACAACCUGAAAGUCGACUACCCCGACUUCAGCGGCUAUGUCAUCCCCGACAAGCAGAUCGAGCAGGCCUACCAAGCGCUCGAAGAGAACGGACUCGAACGCUGCACACAUGGCGUCGACUGCCCAACCAUGACGGGCCACGAGCAACCGCCCACCGACAUAGCUCACUUCCAUUACCCCGGGGAGGUCAAGCGAAUUGUGGUGAGUGGCGGUCGCGAAUCCAGCACCGCAAGGGAUCUCACUGACUCGGCAUCAGAAUGCUCCGCUUCGAGCGACGACGACGACGACGCCGCCGCCUACCAGCCGAAGCUGACCGUGCGGAUCUACCGCAAGAGCGUGUACAUGUGGCAGGCGCGCGACCCGCCGCUGCGGCGGCCCCGCGCCGUGCACGUGGACUACGUGCUGAGCGGCGAGGGCGAGAACCGGCUGCAGGACACCGGGCGCAGCGACGUGAUCCUGCCCAGCUUCGCCUGCUGGACGGAGACCCUCUUCCUCAACCUCUGCCGCGACCUGAUCGGGGGCAGCGUGCUGCAGGAGCUCUGGCUGCGCGAGCUCGAGAAGGUGGCCGUCUCCACGCAGGACAACAGCUACCUGGACAUCGAGCCGCCGUUCGGCGACCUCCUCUACAGCAUUAAGGAGAACCUCCGCCUGCAACGCGACCCGCUCUCGGUCAAGGCCCGACGUAAGCUUCGGGAGGUCUACGAUGAGCUGCGCCGGACCGGGGAGAUGCCGAAGACGCAGGGAGCCCUGUACUCGGACCUGAGCCUCGAGCCGCCACAGCUGGAAGUCGGCAGCGAGGACGGCGACGGCGACGGCGACAGGACUCCUACUGCCCGGCAGUCCUAUGGUUCGGAUGAAGGUUCCGGGGAAACGCUGAAGACUGAAAGUCGAUCUAGCGAUGGGAGUGAGAUCGGGACGCCUACCGGGUCGUCAGACGGCGGAGGCGGGUCCAACGAGGGCAGUCCUGAGGCCAGUUCUAGUGAGGCCGUUUCUAGCAACGCCGGUUCUAGCAACGCCGGGUCUACCGAAGGCGGCUCAAGUCAAUCCACCAGCGCUGGUGAUGAUUGA